This is a messenger RNA of Cylas formicarius (sweet potato weevil), 2060 nucleotides long. RefSeq names its product acyl-CoA synthetase short-chain family member 3, mitochondrial. NCBI's taxonomy places the organism in Eukaryota, Metazoa, Arthropoda, Insecta, Coleoptera, Brentidae. The transcript is spliced from 12 exons. The coding region runs from base 41 to 2008 and encodes 655 amino acids. The record is from RefSeq and is a predicted model, not a curated record.
CCGCAAGUUUAAAAAAAAACAAAAAUUGUGCUAUAAAAAAAUGAGUUUACCUAAGAAAAAACGGCUGGAAACAAAAAAAAAGAUUGUAUACAAAAAUGGAGCUCUGUUAGCUGCAAACUAUGAGGAGGUUUAUAAACAAUCAAUCGAAAAUCCGGAAGAUUUUUGGGACAAAAUCGGUCACCUAGUGACAUGGUCGAAACCAUGGAACAAAGUCCUAGACAGCUCCAAUGAACCUUUCAUAAAAUGGUACGUAGGUGGCGAAAUAAACGCGUGCUAUAAUGCAGUAGACAGGCACGUGGAAGCAGGAAAUGGCGACAAAGUUGCUUUAAUAUACGACAGCCCGUUGCUUGGAAUAUCUAGAAAAAUUACAUACUAUGAGCUACAGGAAAAGGUUUCCAAAUUGGCGGGUUUACUAGCGAGACUGGGUGUGUCGAAGGGCGACAGGGUGUUAAUUUACAUGCCACUGAUACCCGAGACUGUAGUCGCCAUGUUAUCGGUGGUUAGAUUGGGAGCCGUUCAUUCUGUUGUCUUUGGAGGUUUCGCCGCAUCGGAGCUCAAGGUCAGAAUCGAACAUGCUGAACCGAAUGUGAUUAUUGCUGCCAGCUGUGGUAUAGAACCAAGCCGGGUAAUUGAUUACGUAGCAGAAAUGAACGAGGCCAUUGAUAUGUCGCUUUACAAACCAAAAAAAUGCGUCAUAUUUCAAAGGAAAAAUAUCCACAUCAGUGAGCUGGAUCCAGAGCGUGACGUAGAUUGGGAGGAGAGUGUCAAAAACGUUCAAAGUGCUCCCUGCACUCCGGUGGAAUCAAACGACCCGCUUUAUAUUUUAUACACUUCCGGCACUACAGGUGAACCGAAAGGGAUCCAGAGACCCACGGGGGGCCAUCUGGUGAUGCUGGCUUUCACCAUGAAAGUGCUGUACGCGAUGCGCCCUGAUGAUGUUUGGUGGUCGACCAGCGAUUUCGGGUGGGUCGUGGGUCAUUCGUACAUGUGUUACGGGCCUUUGGUGUACGGAAUAACGAGCGUAAUUUACGAAGGAAAACCAACUAACACACCAGAUCCGAGUUCAUAUUACAGAGUAAUCAACGAAUACCGGGUGAAUACGAUUUUUACCGUUCCAACCGCGUUGAGAAUACUGAAAGAAGUCGAUCCUGACGCCAGAUUCGGGACCGAAUACGACACGGCAAGCUUAAGACAAAUAUGGGUUGCCGGAGAGCAUCUGGAUAUGUCGGCGAAAUUAUGGGCCGAGCGAACAUUUAAAGUGACGGUUGCCAAUCACUGGUGGCAAACUGAAACCGGGUCGGCCAUAUCUGGAUCUUGUCUCGGUUUAAGUAAUCCCUCUGCGGACAACAAACUUACGACGGGCCUUCCCUUUCCCGGAUACAAUGUUGAAGUGGUACGCAAGGAUGGCUCUCUUUGCGAUUCAAAUGAACUUGGCAGGAUAGUGGUCAAGUUGCCUACUCCGCCUGGAUUUAUGACAACGCUAUACAGGGCCGAUGAAAGAUUCUUCAAAACGUAUUUUGCAAGAUAUCAGGGAUAUUACGACACAAUGGACGCGGGGUGCAUCGACGGAGAUGGACAGGUCCACGUCACUGCCAGAGCGGAUGACGUCAUCAACGUCGCAGGUCACAGAUUAUCAACUCUAGCUUUAGAAAACAUUAUACUGUCGCAUCCCGACGUCAGUAAUGCUUGCGUCGUAUCUGUACCUGACAAGAUCAAGAGCGAACUACCUUUAUGUCUAUUUGUUACCAAAGAAGACGCGGAUUUGAACGACUGUAUGGUGGCCCAAGAACUGGUCGCCAUGGUGAGAGAAAACUUUGGUGCCGUGGCAGCGUUCAAAUUGGCCAUAAGCGUGAAACAGUUGCCUAUGACAAGGUCGGGAAAGAUAUGUCGCAAGUCAAUUUCGGAUCUAGCCAGAGGCAAACUAAUGAAGAUACCUGGCACGGUGAUAGAUCCAACAGUUUUUGAAGAAAUUAAGGAUGUUUUAGUUCAAUUGGGAUACUGUAGUUAGUAUUUUAAUUAGCAUAAGUAUUUUACAUGUUAAAUACGGGACACAUCAGCGA